Messenger RNA from Colletotrichum godetiae, 555 nucleotides. RefSeq lists its product as uncharacterized. Lineage: Eukaryota; Fungi; Ascomycota; Sordariomycetes; Glomerellales; Glomerellaceae. The coding region runs from base 1 to 555 and encodes 184 amino acids. The transcript has a single exon. The record is from RefSeq and is a predicted model, not a curated record.
AUGGCGGAAACCCUUGGCCUAGCGGCAAGCGUCAUUGCUGUUGUGGACAUAGCCGCAAAGGUUGCUGGAGCCUCGAUAAAGCUCGCCAGCUUGUGGAGAGAGAUCAAUAAUGUCCCUCAUGCUCUGCUCGCAAAGGCAGAGCGUCUCCAAGAUUUUGAGGAAUUCCUUUUAGAAACCGAGAGCGACGUUGCUAAUAGCCCACUCCCGGAAAAGGUCUGGAACAGUGCUCAGUUACAGAAACGUAUCGAGAGAUCUCGUACACUUUUGAAAAGCUUACAAGAAAUGGUCGAUCAACUCCACAGCCAAGUCACGGAUCCGCGAAGAUAUAAGAGAAAGCUUGCGUCGACAAAGGCUGUCCUCCGAAAAGAGGACUUCUGCGCUUUAGACUCAAAGCUUAACCUGGUUUUGGAGCUAUUCAAGCUAGCGCAGCAACAUUAUCAGACGUAUGUCGUUCCCGAUCCAAAUUAUCUUACUGCAUCACUGACGACUGCUUGUUUUGUUUUACAGAUCACUGGCGUCCUACUCAGUGACGGUCUUACUGCAACAGGUGUCUGA